Molecule: messenger RNA, 2487 nt
Organism: Caenorhabditis briggsae
Lineage: Eukaryota; Metazoa; Nematoda; Chromadorea; Rhabditida; Rhabditidae
Exons: 10
Coding region: 1-2487 (828 amino acids)
Source: RefSeq, a predicted model, not a curated record
AUGAAUAUCCAUCGAAAAGAUCUUCUACCUCCGAAAUUUUUAUGCAUUUCUGCUCGAGCACUUCUGAUCACAUUGACUUCUAUUUUUCUGAUCCUUUGCUUGGCUGGAAUUCUGUAUGACAUGACGCACAGUGAUUUUGAACUGAGCUCAUGUAUAUUUCUGAUUCCACAAAUUAUAAUUCUCAUUGCUGCAUUGUUAGUGGCACUAUGGGCACUUCACAUCGCAAGAAUUACCUUAAUUCUUUGGCUUAUUUUUCUGGUGAUUACUGGAAUGUUCUAUGUGGUUUAUCAUACUGCUGGUAUGGCGACAAACAAGACUGAUGGUAGUUUGGAUUUUUUGUGGCAAAUGGGAAAUGAAACAGCCAUGCAGAACUCGACAAUGUUUGAGAAAGAUGGUGAGCAACCAGAGGAAUUGUUCAAGGCGGCAUUGAUAUUUGGAUAUGGUCUCGAAUUGGCUUAUGCUCUUGUUUUUGGAGAAUCUCCUUGCAUUUUCAAAAAAUACAGUAUAAAUACUGAAAGUAUGAAACUGUUUCCAAAAAAUUGUACAGAAGUUUGUGCGUAUAUUCAAUUAGAUUCGAAUUCAAAUGUGUCCGAAUCUGAAUUGGAAGUUUAUUUCAAAAAUGUGAAAGUUUUAUACGGAUUUGUGAGAAUUUCAAAAACCAAUGUGACAAGCUUAAGAUUUUUGAAAAAUCUAGAAACUUUGGAAUGUGGUGACGAAAAUGAAAACUUUCUAGUGGACACCAAUCUUCAGAUGAAACAAAUUGGAAUGGAAAACUGGAAAUCUACAAAUUGUGAUAUUUUUUUGAGGCUCAAUGAUAAUUUCGAAAAACUGUACUUGCCAAAUUUAAAAAGCUUCCCCACAGAAGUAUCGAUUGAGAUAUUUGGUUCUUUUUGUUUAUCCGUUGAAGAAAUUAGCAAUUUCUAUAGUUCUCCGAAUGUUACGCUAAAGAAUGUUCCAGAUCAAUUUUGUCCAUUUUCCAAUAUAUCCAUAAUCCAAGAAGAGCGGAUUUGUGUGAUUUCACAAAACUUUAGUCUUAAAAAUUUUGACGAAACUUGUCAAAGAUUAUUCGGAGUUUUGAAAAUUGGACCUGGAGAUGAGAGUUAUGUUUAUAAAUUGAGAAAUGUAACAUGGAUUUAUGGACAACUAGAAAUUCAUAAUACAAAUUUGGAUAAAAUUGAUUUUUUCGAAAGUUUGGAAUAUUUUAUUACUCUGGGUGAAUUUAUCUCAAUGAAAAUCACAAAAAAUCCGAAAUUGGAAGUAUCCAUGUUCCCAAAAUUGAGAAAAAUCCAAGGAAAAAACAUAGCACCAAUAAUUUUCUAUGAAAAUUUCGAAACUUUUGAUAAAAAUGUCAAAACUUGUCAAGAAUUUAUGUUAAGUAGUCGCUCGCUGGAAAGAGAAUUUGGAUUUAUCGACGAACAGCGUUGCGAACCUUUGUGUAUAUUUCAUCAGUUUAAUAUAAAUUCUGAAACUUUCAAGUCUUUUCCAAAGAAUUGUUCUGAAGUUUGCGCCUACCUUCAAAUUGAUUCUGACUCAAUAAUCACUGAAUUGGAUUUGGAAAAUGCGUUUCAAAAUGUAAAAAUUCUGUUUGGUUAUGUGAGAAUCCUACACUCGAAUUUGAAGAAUUUACAAUUUUUGAAAAAUCUGACCGUUUUGGAAUGUGAACCAAAAGAAAAAAUUUAUAUUUCUAAAAAUAAAUUUCUAACUGAAAUUGGAAUGGAAAACUGGGAAUCGACCAAUUGUGAAAUUGAAAUUUCUGAUAAUCCCUUAUUAGAAAAGUUCAAUUCUCCUAACCUAAAAAAUUUUUCGAAUCUCGACCUGAAUUUCCUUAUAAAAUUUCAAUCUGAAAAUUUUUGCCUAUCAUUCCAGGAAAUCACCCAUUUCUCAAAAAUUCCUUAUUUCCAAGUUUUUGCUAGAGAAGUUAAUUAUUGUGCUUCAAAUGUCUCAAUGGUGGAAGACGAAAAAUUCUGCGAAAUUCCAGAAAAUGUCGGUCUUAAAAGUUUUGACGAAACGUGUAGGAGAGUACUUGGGAUUCUGAAAAUUGUACCUGGAGAUGAAAAUUAUGUCUAUAAAUUGAAAAAUAUAACAUGGAUUUAUGGAAAUCUAUUGGUCCAGGAAACAAAUUUGACGACUAUUGAUUUUUUGGAUAAUCUGGAAUACGUGGUUGCUUUGAACUAUCAAGAAAAUUACCCAACUAUACAACUUCUGAAAAAUCAAAACCUGGAAAAUGUCAAGUUUCCAAAACUCCACGUUGCGCAGCUCUCCUACUCAGUUGGAAUUCCUAUCGAGUUUUCUUUGAAUCACGAAUCGUUGAGUAAAAAUCCGAAAGUUUGUUCCGAAAUUAUGCAUCAAAUUAAUACCACAAAUAUCGAUUUUCUAUUGAUUGAUAGAAAAAAUUGCGAAACGAUUCAAAAGGAGUUCGCCAAGAAUUGUGAAACGGGAAAUCAGUUUUUGUUCAUGCUUUUUAUUUUCUUUUUUUCAAUGUGCUAA